AUGAGCAACGGCAAGCGAUGGCAGAACGCUCGGAGGUUCCUGCUGCGCAACCUUCGUGAUCUCGGGAUGGGAAAGACCUACCUGGAGGAGAGCAUCCUGGUGGAGGCCAGAGCGCUGGUCAAGGACUUCAAAUCCUGCGCGGGGACGCCGGCUCACAUUCCUGAGUCGCUCAAUGUUGCCGUUUUGAACGUCAUCUGGCAGUUGGUUGCAAGUAAGCGCUACGAAUUCCACGACAAGGAGGUCCUCGAGCCCAUCGCCAUCUUGAGGUCCAUCGACUCGUCCUCCUUUGCUACACUCGUCGAAUUCUUUCCUGGUGUCAAGAAACUUCUUCCCGGGUUCCUAAAGGAGAAGUUAUUUGCAGGGCAGAUGAAGAGACUGAAGGACAGCAUCGUAGAUUUACUGAAGGACUCAAUAGAUUCUCACAGAGCCACACUCGACCCAGCCACCCCGCGUGACGUCAUCGAUGAAUAUCUAAUAGCCAUGGACGAAAAGAGUGAAAUUGCUGAGUACUUCAGUGAACUGGAUCUGAUGAGGAUUAUCUUCGACCUGUUUGCCGCGGGCUUCGACACGACGGCCAACACCCUGCGCUGGAUCAUCCUCUACAUGGCCAGGUACCCUGAAGUGCAGCAUCGCGUCCAACAGCAGAUUGACGAGGUUGUCCCACGUGACACCUUACCCUCAUACCAGCACAAGAGUCGGCUGCCGUUACUCGAAGCGACGAUCCAGGAGGUUCUUCGUGCGUCGUCCAUGAUUCACAACGGAGUCCAACGCGCAGCUCAGACCGAUACUUACCUGGCAGGCUACUUCAUUCCGAAGGGGUCGUGGGUGUUCGGGUGUUCGGGAAUAUGCCACAUGGACUCACGCUACUGGGAAGAACCGCAGGAGUUCCGACCCGAGCGGUUCCUCGACGAAGAAGGGAAAGUCAAAACGCCAAAGGAGGGACUCAUACCCUUUGGUUCAGGACGAAGGAGCUGUCUUGGAGAGGCUCUGUCAAGGAUGGAACUGUACAUCUUCACGGCAGCCCUUCUGCAGAACUUCACUUUCUCUCCUCCAGAGGGCGUCGAGGUCGACCUAGAAGCCAACUCCAAGCAACCCUCUGCACGUUUGUCUAAAGAACAAAAUAUUGUCAUUAGCAUCAGAGAGUGAUAACCUACUGGAUAUGAACUCCUAUUAGCUUAUAUUUCAAGAAUUUGUUCUACAUCUCUGUAGUAGAUUUUUCUCAACAUUUCAAUGUAACAUAUUCCAAUAUUAGUAGCAUUCUAACUUUGUGUUACUUUUCGUACUAGAUUAUCAUGAUUAUGAAAAGUAUUCAUGUUGACAAAUGUAGAAAAAGUAUGAAUGAGAAUUAAUAUUUUCACAAUACAAUCGAAACCGGUCAGAUAUAUUGUAUUGUGAAGAUAUUCAUUCUCAUCCAUAUCUAUUCUACAUAUAAUUAUAUUGACAUUCUGUAGUCCAAAAUAGGUUUAGGUUUACUCUCUGAUUUGAUAUGUAUAAUAGAAAUACUUUGUUGUACAGUUAGAAAAAAACUCUUUACUUGUGAUCAAUGAGGAGCUAAGUAUUAUUUUCCUUUUAAUCAACAAGCUCUAAUAUUACAGAACAUAUUAUACCAUUAUAAAGAAGUAUGAUUUAUGAUUUUUAAAAAAUCAUAAAGCAAUGUAUGCUAACA
Messenger RNA from Penaeus indicus, 1666 nucleotides. Its product is annotated as cytochrome P450 2L1-like. Lineage: Eukaryota; Metazoa; Arthropoda; Malacostraca; Decapoda; Penaeidae. Gene Ontology annotation, molecular function: oxidoreductase activity, acting on paired donors, with incorporation or reduction of molecular oxygen, reduced flavin or flavoprotein as one donor, and incorporation of one atom of oxygen; heme binding; iron ion binding. The coding region runs from base 1 to 1146 and encodes 381 amino acids. The record is from RefSeq and is a predicted model, not a curated record. The transcript has 7 exons. Gene Ontology annotation, cellular component: intracellular membrane-bounded organelle; cytoplasm. Gene Ontology annotation, biological process: xenobiotic metabolic process.